AUGUGCCACCGACGAUAUGUCAACGAUAUCCUCAAGCGUUUCGACCUGCAUGAGUGCAAGGCCACAGCAAGUCCGGUUUAUUUAAGCACUCGGCUUGUCGCAAGCAGUGAAGCGGUAAAGAUUGACGUUCCGUUUCGUGAAGCAAUGGGAGCUCUAAUGCACUUAACGACUGCGACACGCUCGGACAUUGCGUAUGCUGUGGGUUACGUCUCACGCUACAUGGAGAAUCCACAGCAAGAACGUUGGACAGCGGUCAAGCGAAUCUUUCGUUACUUGCAAGGGACCAAGUCGCAAGGACUCCGCUUUCAGCCAAGCGACAAGAUUGACUUUUGUGGCUACUCGGACGCGGACUGGGCCGGCAAUCUUGCUGAUCGCAAGUCGACUUCGGGUUACACUUUCAUGCUGAUGGGUGCUCCUGUGAGUUGGGGAAGCACGAAGCAGUCAAGUGUGUCGCUGUCGACGAGUGAAGCGGAGUACAUCGCACUGAUUCUGGUCAUCCAGGAAGGCAAGUGGGUGCAUCGCCUGCUAUGCGAGAUUUUAGCGGCCGCAAACGAACCAGGACCGGACCUCGUCAUCCGUGAAGACAACCAGUCGUGCAUCAAGAUGACGAAGAAUCCGGUUAAUCAUGGCCGCGCCAAGCACUUCGACAUCAAGUACCAUCACAUCCGUGAUGAAGUCAAGCGCGGUGAAGUGAAGCUCAAGUAUUGCGAGACUUUCGUGAUGAUGGCGGAUAUCACAACCAAGGAGCUUGCGGGACCUCGUCACAAGGGCUUGACGACAGCUCUCGGCAUCUAUGCGAGUUCGGAUUGA
Peronospora matthiolae is the source of this 810-nucleotide messenger RNA. The record is from the annotation of a GenBank genome assembly. NCBI's taxonomy places the organism in Eukaryota, Oomycota, Peronosporomycetes, Peronosporales, Peronosporaceae.